Molecule: messenger RNA, 297 nt
Organism: Rhizophagus irregularis DAOM 181602=DAOM 197198
Lineage: Eukaryota; Fungi; Glomeromycota; Glomeromycetes; Glomerales; Glomeraceae
Source: RefSeq, a predicted model, not a curated record
AUGACAGCAUCAGACUAUCAUCAUAUUAUGAAGAUAGCGAUUUUUGCUUUGGAUGAAAUUUUCAGCGAAGAAAAUGAAAUAACUUGUAAAGAACUUUGUGAACUUUACACGAAGUUUAAUAAAAUGUAUACUAUGAGCAGACAAGAAUUAUAUACCGAAAAUGAACUGAAUAUCUUUGAAGAAGCAAUCAUUGAUUGGUGCAUAGAGUUUAAAAGGAUAUUCUCCCCAUUAUCUACUACGGAUUGCAGUUUUCCAAAGCUGCAUAGUUGGCGUUAUCAUGCAGGUAAUAUAAUUUGA